GUUUCCGUAUAGAGAGAGAGAGAGAGAGAGAAAGAGCCGACUUUGAUCCAGCUCCAUAUAUCAAAAACCCUUAUAAUACCUCUCAAAAACUGUAUCGAAAAUCGUAAAUCUUCACUCUCAAUCUAUACGCCAGAAUAAAAUUCACCCUAAGGGGUGAACGGUGGUUCUUGCAACUACUACUUCUUACAUACAAUUCAAUUGAAAAAACCCUAGUUUUCCCUUCACCAGGAUGGCUCUUCCGCCGGUAGAGUGUUUAUACGUUACAACGGAUUGUAUUCGUCAAUGGAAGGAAGGAAACACCAGUUUCAAGGUUCCUAAACAGGUCCCAGUUCUUCGGUUUCUCUAUGAGCUUUGUUGGACAGUGGUUCGAGGGGAGCUGCCAUUUCAAAAGUGUAAAUUAGCAUUGGAUUCUGCUGAGUUCUUGGAUAAAUCUUCGGAUGAGGCGAUAAGUUCGAAUUUGGCUGAUAUUAUUGCACAAAUGUGUCAAGAUCUUACACUCCCUGGAGAUUAUAGAUCUCGACUCAUUAGAUUGGCAAAGUGGCUGGUCGAAUCUGCACUAGUCCCAGUGAGACUCUUUCAAGAGCGCUGUGAGGAAGAGUUUUUGUGGGAGUCAGAGAUGAUAAAGAUUAAAGCUGCAGAUUUGAAAUCUAAAGAGGUUCGAGUAAACACGCGUCUCUUGUAUCAGCAAACCAAAUUUAAUCUUCUUCGUGAAGAGAGUGAGGGCUAUGCAAAGCUGGUUACCCUUCUUAGUCAGGGUUCUGAUGCUUCAAGUCAAGUUACUCCAACAGCCACUGUUGGCAUAAUUAAGUCAUUAAUUGGACAUUUUGACCUAGAUCCAAAUCGUGUAUUUGACAUUGUAUUAGAGUGUUUUGAGCUUCAGACCCAUAAUAGCAUUUUCUUAGACCUGAUUCCCAUUUUUCCAAAGUCUCAUGCUUCACAGAUCCUUGGUUCUAAAUUUCAAUAUUAUCAGCGGAUGGAAGUUAAUCAUACUGUACCAUUCAGUCUCUAUCAACUAACUGCUUUGUUGGUUAAAAGAGAUUUUAUUGAUCUUGAUAGCAUAUAUGUGCACUUGCUUCCCAAGGAUGAAGAGGCCUUUGAACAAUACAAUGCAUUCUCCUCUAAACGGCUUGAAGAGGCUAAUAAGAUUGGGAAGAUAAAUCUUGCUGCUACUGGGAAGGAUCUGAUGGAGGAAGAAAAGACAGGAGAUGUGACUGUUGACCUAUAUGCUGCUUUAGAUAUAGAAAGUGAAGCUGUUUCUGCAUGGUCUUCAGAACUUGGAAAUAAUCAGACUUUGGGCUUGCUAACAGGAUUUCUUUCUGUGGAUGACUGGUACCACGCACGUAUACUUUUUGACCGUCUCUCCGUUCUGAAUCCUGCAGAACAUACCCAAAUUUGCGAUGAGAUGUUUAGGCUUAUUCAGAAAUCUCUAUCUCCAGCAUAUGAGCUUGUUCGUAAAACUUCUGGAUCAAAUACUAGCUUACCCUUAGGAAGUGACUGUGAUUUGAUGGAGACGAAUUCAUUGGUUCAAAACCCUUUUAUUGAUGUUCCGAAAGAGCUGUUUGAGAUGCUUGCUUCUGUUGGACCUUAUCUAUAUCGCAAUACCCUUUUGCUGCAGAAGGUAUGUAGAGUGUUGAAAGGCUACUACCUUUCUGCAGUCGAAUUUGUUCGUGCGGGGGAUAGAUCUUCAACUUCUGGAAAUGUUAACCCUCGCCUACACUUGAAAGAAGCCAGGUUGAGAAUUGAGGAAGCACUAGGGUCUUGUCUGCUUCCUUCUUUGCAGUUGGUUCCUGCAAAUCCAGCUGUGGGGCAGGUGAUAUGGGAAGUUAUGAAUCUUCUUCCCUAUGAGGCGCGGUAUCGUUUGUAUGGUGAAUGGGAGAAAGAUGACGAGCGAACUCCAAUGAUCUUGGUUGCUAGGCAAACAGCAAAAUUGGACACUAGGCGGAUCUUGAAGCGACUUGCUAAGGAAAACCUUAAGCAGCUAGGUCGAAUGGUUGCAAAACUUGCUCAUGCUAGUCCAAUGACUGUGCUUCGGACAAUUGUUAACCAGAUAGAGGCAUACAGGGAUAUGAUUGCUCCUGUAGUGGAUGCAUUCAAGUAUUUGACACAGCUGGAGUAUGAUAUUCUGGAGUAUGUGGUAAUUGAACGCUUGGCACAAAGUGGACGUGAUAAGCUGAAAGAUGAUGGGAUUAAUUUAUCAGACUGGCUGCAGUCAUUAGCGUCAUUUUGGGGUCACCUAUGCAAGAAAUAUCCAUCAAUGGAACUAAGGGGCCUGUUCCAAUAUCUUGUUAAUCAGUUGAAAAGAGGGCAAGGAAUUGAACUUGUUCUUCUACAGGAGCUUAUCCAGCAGAUGGCAAACGUCCAAUACACUGAAAAUAUGACUGAGGAACAGUUGGAUUACAUGAGCGGGAGUGACAGUCUUCGAUAUCAAGCUACCUCAUUUGGAAUGACUCGAAAUAACAAGGCAUUGAUUAAAUCCACUAACAGGCUGAGGGAUUCUCUACUUCCAAAGGAUGAACCAAAAUUAGCAAUUCCUUUGCUAUUGCUAAUUGCCCAGCAUCGCUCAGUGGUUGUCUUAAACGCUGACGUUUCUUAUAUUAAGAUGGUGAGUGAGCAGUUCGACAGAUGCCAUGGAACUCUUCUUCAAUAUGUUGAAUUCUUGUGGAGUGCAGUUACACCAUCUACAGCUUAUGCGCAGCUAAUUCCAUCUCUUCAUGAUCUUAUUCACCUAUAUCACCUGGAUCCUGAGGUGGCUUUCUUAAUUUACCGUCCGGUGAUGAGGCUUUUCAAGUCCCAGAAUUCUAAUGUUUUCUGGCCUUUAAAUGACAAUGAAUACACAACUGCAUUAGCAGAUAAGGAGAUUGAACAUAUAGAUUCGUCAGGGAAAUUGGUUUUGGAUCUUGGUCAUCCUCUGAAACCUACAGCGUGGUCAGAUCUUCUUGCUACAGUUAGAACAAUGCUGCCUUCAAAAGCUUGGAAUAGUCUUUCCCCUGAUCUAUAUGCAACGUUUUGGGGUUUAACACUAUAUGACCUGUAUGUUCCCAAAAAUCGUUACCAAUCAGAGAUUGCCAAGCAGCGAUCAUCUCUUAAAGCUCUUGAAGAACUCUCUGAUAAUUCCAGUUCCGCAAUUGCCAAAAGGAAGAAAGAUAAGGAAAAAAUUCAAGAAUCUCUUGACCGACUAACUAGUGAAUUCCAUAAGCAUGAAGAAAACGUAACCUCCGUUCGUCGGAGACUCGCACUCGAGAAAGACAAGUGGCUGAGCUCCUGUCCCGACACCUUAAAGAUCAAUAUGGAAUUUCUUCAGCGUUGUAUUUUUCCACGAUGUACAUUUAGUAUGCCUGAUGCUGUUUACUGUGCCAUGUUUGUUCACACCCUUCACUCUCUUGGAACACCAUUCUUUAACACUGUUAAUCAUAUUGAUGUUCUAAUCUGCAAAACCCUACAACCUAUGAUUUGUUGCUGCACGGAAUAUGAAGUGGCUCGGCUUGGGAGAUUUUUGUAUGAGACGUUGAAAAUUGCUUACCACUGGAAGAGUGAUGAAAAUAUAUAUGAGCGUGAGUGUGGAAAUAUGCCGGGUUUUGCUGUCUAUUAUAGAUACCCAAACAGCCAGCGUGUUACUUAUGGCCAGUUUAUAAAGGUUCACUGGAAGUGGAGUCAGCGAAUUACGAGGUUGCUGAUUCAGUGUCUGGAAUCUACGGAGUACAUGGAAAUCCGAAACUCUCUGAUAAUGUUGACGAAGAUUUCAAGUGUCUUUCCUGUAACUCGUAAAAGUGGAAUCAACAUUGAAAAACGGGUUGCUAAAAUAAGAAGUGAUGAAAGGGAGGAUCUCAAAGUGUUGGCUACUGGUGUUGCAGCAGCUUUGGCUGCUAGAAAGCCUUCCUGGGUGUCUGAAGAAGAAUUUGGAAUGGGUUACCUUGAACUGAAGCCAGCAGCAACAGCAUCAGUUGCUCCAAAACCUUUAUCUGAUGGGAAGCUGGAAAGAGCUGAAAGUGCUUCACUCAAAUCUGAGGCUGGACAUGGUAAUAAACCGAAGGCUGGUUCGAUAACUAACGGGUUAGAUUCCCAACCUUCUGUUCUGCCUGCAUCAAAAGCCUUAGAAAAUCAGAAGCAGAUUGAUGAAACGGCUCACAGACCUAUGGAAGAGAAUUCUACCAAGCCUGGCUUAAAACCAUCUGCAGAUUCUGAGGGAAGAGCUUCUGUUAAACGUUCAUUGCCUUCUGGGUCUCUUUCAAAGCAACCAAGACAAGAUCCAAGUAAAGAUGACAUUAAGAUCGGAAAACAGGGUGGUGUAAACAAUAUUAUUUCCUCUGCAAGUUCUGCGAAUGGUAAUUCGGUUCCAGCUUCUUUUAAAACCUCCAAUAUAGCAGGUGAGUCUUCUAAAGGUGAGAGUUUCGUUGCUAAAUCAUCUGCAAAAGAUGAUAGUAGUUCUGAAGCUUCAGAAAUUCAAAAGGUCCAUUCAACUAGAACUCUCCUUUCUCCUAAGCAUGAUAGUAUUACUGUUACGGCCUCAAAGACAAACGAUAAACCUCAGAAGAGAACAAGUCCUGCCGGAGAUUUAGACAGAGUAAAUAAACGUAGGAGAGGAGAAUCAGAUGCAAGAGAUGUAGAGGGCGAAGUCCGAAUCUCUGAUAGGAACCGGUCAACUGAAAAACAUUAUCAAGUAGAUUCUCUGGACAAAGAUAUUAAGGCUGGUGAACGACAUGCAAGAGAUAAUAACAGGGGGGAUAGGUUGGAACGUCACGAGAAGUCGCGUGGAGAUGAUAAUAUUCUAUCGGAAAGGGUUAGAGAGAGAUCAAUGGAAAGGCACGGAAGGGAGCAUUCUUUAGAUAGGGGGUUCGAUAGGGUUGUUGAAAAAGGUAAAGAAGAAAGAAGUAGUAGAGACGACAGGGGGAAAUCUUCUAAAGGUGACGAGCGUUUUCAUGGGCAAAGCUUGCCGCCACCUCCACCGUUGCCUCCUCAUGUAACUCCCCAAUCAGUUGCUAAUAGAAGGGCGGAUGAAGAUGCUGAUAGAAGGCUUAGUAGGCACACACAACAAAGGCUUUCUCCGAGACAUGAUGAGAGAGAAAGGAGAUCGGAGGAAGAUUUUCGUGAGAGGAAACGCGACGAAAGAGAUCUGAUAUCAGUAAAGGUGGAGGAUAGGGAAAAGGAAAGAGAAAGGGGGGCGAGCGUUUUAAAGGAAGAGAUGGAUGCAGCUUCUAAAAGACGGAAGCUUAAAAGAGAACAACAAAUGCCAGAGCCAGGGGAGUAUUCACCAGCUGCACCGACUACUACUCCAGUUGUUGCUAUGGGAAUUUCAUCAUCUUAUGAUGCUCGAGAAAGGGCUGAUCGUAAGCCAGCUGUUCUUCCACGUCCCUCUUACACAGAGGAUCGUAAGGAACCAAUCAGCAAAAUGGCUCGUCGAGAGACUGAACAAAUGCAGGAAAGAGAAUGGGACGACGAGAAGAGGCAAAGAGUUGAACCGCCACCAAAGAGGAGGCCGCAUCGCAAAUGAAUAAAACGAAACGAAAUUUUCUGACAAUUUUCUAAAUGUUUGUCAUGAUGAUCAAUCAAAUUCUUUAGUUUUUACUGGAAAAAACAUUAGACAGAGCAGUGAGUGCAUGAAGUUUUAAUUUCAUCAUAACUUUUCUCAGUAGAGUGGAUUUGGAUGGAUGGAUCAGUUCAAGCUGUUGUACUAAUAACUUUCUGCUAAUGUAAAUUAAAAUAUUAUUUUGUA
Messenger RNA from Impatiens glandulifera, 5710 nucleotides. Its product is annotated as THO complex subunit 2. The record is from RefSeq and is a predicted model, not a curated record. Gene Ontology annotation, cellular component: THO complex part of transcription export complex. Bases 230 to 5488 code for a protein of 1752 amino acids. Gene Ontology annotation, molecular function: mRNA binding. Lineage: Eukaryota; Viridiplantae; Streptophyta; Magnoliopsida; Ericales; Balsaminaceae. The transcript is spliced from 33 exons. Gene Ontology annotation, biological process: mRNA processing; mRNA export from nucleus.